This is a messenger RNA of Branchiostoma floridae (Florida lancelet), 1788 nucleotides long. RefSeq names its product pro-epidermal growth factor-like. The transcript is spliced from 5 exons. NCBI's taxonomy places the organism in Eukaryota, Metazoa, Chordata, Leptocardii, Amphioxiformes, Branchiostomatidae. Gene Ontology annotation, cellular component: extracellular region; cell surface. Gene Ontology annotation, molecular function: calcium ion binding; signaling receptor binding. The coding region runs from base 487 to 1518 and encodes 343 amino acids. Gene Ontology annotation, biological process: anatomical structure development. The record is from RefSeq and is a predicted model, not a curated record.
AACCACAAUUCAAAAACACGAACACACACAAAACAAUGCCUUAUUUUUUUUAUGGAGGUAACGAAAGCACCUUCACACAUAGCAGGUCACAAAGAGUGCACAAGCCGUUGCGAAACUCAUAGUAAUGCACGAACACAAAGACUCACACACACACAAACAAUACCUUCUUUUUCCAUUGAGGUAACAAAAGCACUUUUACAUUCAAGAGGUCACAACCAUUGCGUGUGUCGUUGCGCAACUUUUGAUAAGGCCUCGGUUACCAUAUGGACGCCAUACAAUAGUGUAUGGUGUAAGCUUACUUCAACAACAAGUUACGUUGGUCCGGCUAAAAAUUUCGUCUGCGCCAUACGAGGAAGUAGCAGUGUGUGCGACAACACCAAGGGUUACAAAACACUUUGACAACCAUUGCUCAAGUGCGGCUGGACCUUAUUUCGUUCAAGGAAGAGACAUUUCCUUCCUGCAGAUACACAGAUCGUCCCUGACACCAUGACAAAAGACGGUUUCAGCGUUGUUUAUGGUGUCGCCCUGCUUGUUGUUGUCGUGUCUUUUGAUAAUACGUCGGCUCUGUCUGGACCAUCGGGCAGCGUAUGCGGUAGCCAGUGUUGCGCCGGAUGGGACCAAGUUGGCGACACCUGCCAGCACCAUUGCUAUAACCCAUGUGUUCACGGCACAUGUGAAGACACAAAUGUCUGCAAGUGUGAUCCUGGGUGGGAAGGACACGACUGUAGCCACGAUGUUGACGAGUGUUGGUACGGAACCCACGUCUGCCACCACAAUUGUUCGAACCACGAAGGCUGCUACACCUGUGUCUGUGCCGUCGGCUUCCAGCUCAUCAACUCUACACACUGCGUCAGCUCUACAGUAUCUAACAUCAACGGUACAACGGCAGGUACUCCACUGAGUCCCACCGUGAGUGAUUCACUCUGCGCCACCACCGCAGCAUCAAAUGUGGGCAGGACAACAACAAACCCACUACAGACAACCACCAGGACUGAAGACGGCCGCGACGUUACAACAACUAGAACUCUGCCUGUUACAAGUCCCGUUGUACACGACAACGACAGAAGCCCAGCUCCAAGGGGAAAAGCAGACCACCACAACGUCGACAUGGUGGUCGGAGUGGCGGUCAGCGCGGUGGCCCUGGUACUCUUGUUUGUCUCCAUCGGGAUUUUUAUCCGGUACAAGAAGAAGAAGGUAGCAACCCGCCAAGAACAGUUCAAUCGUCCACAGCAACCUCGUGACUCCUUUCCCGGCUACAGCGACACGUACUGGCGAAACCCCGACUUCGCAGCCCUUCACGAAGAAACGCCCGGCACGCGUAGUCCACCGCCCCCGUAUGAGGCAACCGGGGGUCUUGUGGCUUUAGCUGAAAUCUCCAAGAGUGGAAUCCACCAUAAGAAUGUUGUAGGCGUUGCAAUUGACGGUGUACCUGCAAUUGCGAGUAAUUGUCAAGAUAACGGUAUUAAACCACCGAAGAAAGUUCCUGAAAAUGAGUAUGAGGGCUUGAAGCGCUGGUGAAGUGCACAGUCAAAUGUUACAUUGAAUUUAUGUUAUAUCAGCGUUUUUUGAGUGGCUGUGUAUAUCGAAAUGAAAGGUAGGAUUUUCCAUGGAACUAAUUAGCUACAAUAAUUCCUAUUCCUGAUGGAACGGCAAACGAAAAAAAAACUGUCUGCAAAUCUUAAGAUAUACCUACGUGUUUUUGCUUUUCAAGCACACUGUGGCUAGAACUGACACAAUAAACAGCUCAUUGUUGCCCAUACUGUUUUCAUGUUGUCUUACAAAUAAAGC